Torulaspora delbrueckii is the source of this 2001-nucleotide messenger RNA. RefSeq names its product DNA-directed DNA polymerase alpha subunit POL12 (gene POL12). The record is from RefSeq and is a predicted model, not a curated record. Gene Ontology annotation, cellular component: alpha DNA polymerase:primase complex. The coding region runs from base 1 to 2001 and encodes 666 amino acids. Gene Ontology annotation, molecular function: DNA binding. The transcript has a single exon. Gene Ontology annotation, biological process: DNA replication initiation; DNA replication. NCBI's taxonomy places the organism in Eukaryota, Fungi, Ascomycota, Saccharomycetes, Saccharomycetales, Saccharomycetaceae.
AUGAACACACGGUCCGAUGUUGUUGCUCAAUUCGGGCGUGAAGCGGGAGAUCCCGAAACCUUCUCUGCCCUGCAAAAUUUGAUGGAUCUCCAUGCUUUAACCAUCGAAGACCUUCACAUAAAAUGGGAACAGUUCUCAUACCAAAAGCGUGAAAAAAGCACAGAUCUCAGUUCAGAAAACUUGGAACAAUUCAAGCAGUAUCUUCAGCAGCAGGUGGAAAAGAAAGCGGCUCAGGCAUCCGCAGCUAUUUCGAACCCUUCGUCAGUCAGUAAGAAACCAAAACCUCUUAAACCAUUGCAGUCAAGUCCGUCACUAUUCGGUUUUAACAUUCCGAGGGGCUCUUCAUUGAAAAAGCGUAAGUUGAAUGCGGGAUCCAACUAUCAAGAUACAGAGGCUGGUUCAAAACUUGAAUUUUCACAAGGACCCUCUGAGGAUAAUAUCAAUAAGGAAAAUGAGUUAUCUCAUGGAAACGCAGAUACUUCGAUGAGUACACCACCAAAUUUGCGAAGUAUGGGAUCACCGGCUGUUAAUAGUACCUUCAAGUCAGGAGAGAUAAAGACAUCCUUGAAUCCAGAAGAAAUGGAGGUUGCUUGUGGUUUGCAGGAAGAUAGUGAGAAGAGAGUCAAUAUCACGCCGUUUUAUGAUCCUGAAAAGUACAAAUUCAGGACGAUGAGGCAAAACUUAUCUGAUGCCGCCGAUGUCCUCGACAUGCAAAUAGAGAUUAUAGCCGAAAUUGUUCAAAAUCAUUACAAGCUAAGCGCAAGUGAAUUUGGGGAUCCUACUAUACAGGCACAAAGUGAAAUUCAUGCGGUAGGAAGGAUCGUCCCUGAAUCGCCCUCGGAUGAAUCUGUUAAUACAGAAUCCCUAGCGCUAGAAACAUCCAGAAUGGCAGGGAUUGGGAGAAGAGUAAGAUUGAAUUUGACCGAUGUCAAUGAAGUCUCAUUGUUUUUGGGACAAAUAGUCGCCGUCAAAGGGAAAAACGCCGAUGGUGACUCUUUCAAGGCUACCGAAUUCCUACCACUUCCUUAUCCGGAAUCGCCAGUUUCCACAGCAGAUGAGAUUCAAACACAUCAAAAAGCACUCAACGGCGAUCCUCUAAAAGUUACAGUAAUCACCGGGCCUUUCACGUCUAAUGACUCCUUUGAUUUUAGUCAUCUAACAAAUUUCGUGGAAAGACUGAAUACUGAAAUUAAACCUCAUGCUUUGAUAAUGUUUGGGCCACUUAUUGAUGUAACGCAUCCAAUGAUAGCCGCCGGUACACUACCUCAUUUCCCACACCUGAAAUCUCAACCGCAAACCUUGGAUGACCUUUUUCUCAAGGUUAUGGCGCCAAUACUCAAGAACAUACGAUCAAAUAUACAAGUGAUAUUGAUACCGUCUACAAGAGACGCACUCUCAAAGCACGCGGCUUACCCCCAAGACUCGUUAGAUAGGAAGGCAUUACAGUUGCCAAAAAAUUUCAAAUGCUUUGCGAAUCCAGCUACUUUUCAACUGAAUGAAGUGUUCUUUGGAUGCUCCAAUGUAGACACUUUCAAAGACAUUAAAGAAAUGCCCAAGGGUGGCAAUACAUCUAUGCGAGACAGGUUCGAUAGAGUGUCAGAGCAUAUAUUACAGCAGCGACGUUAUUAUCCUGUGUUUCCUGGUGGUAUCACAAAAAAGCUUCUUCCAAAUACUGAGGGUGGUAACAAGGUAUACGAACACAUAUCUGGCGCCGACCUCGAUGUCCCAUAUUUAGGGUUGACAGAGUUUGUUGGUAAUUUUACUCCCGAUAUCAUCCUCAUCCCAAGUGAAAUGAACCAUUUUGCGAAAGUGGAGCAAAAUGUUAUAAUGAUAAAUCCUGGAAGAUUUGUGAAGCCCUGGGGCCAUCAAGGAACCUAUGCAGAUAUCUCAAUUUCUGCCCCUGACUUAGAUAAUGGUAAACUGACAAAGAUAGAAGGGCCUGAGCCUGUCUAUUUACAUAAUGUUUGGAAACGGGCUAGGGUGGAUAUAGCCAACAUUUGA